AUGCAACGAGCAAGGUGCAUGCUGGAGAGGCGGGGCAAAGAAAAGGAGUUCAAGGACGUGACGGGCGUCAUGGAAGGCGUGCAGUCGUACUUUGACCGAGACCUGGCAGAUCUGGGCACUCGCACCUCUCGUACUCUAUGCUGCGUUCCAACUGCAUCUGUUGCCCAAGCAGCAGCCCAAGUCGCAGCCCAAGUCGUAGCUCAAGUAUUCUUUUUCCUGACGUGGCCACUCACGUACUUAUCGCAACGUCAGAAGUACUGGACGCUGGUGGACUCGCAUGUCCUGCUGGGAGCAGCGUCCACAGCUUUUCUGCCUCAUGUUGACGCUCCAGCAGCUUGUGGGGUUGAUGCAGUUGUCAAUCUACGUGAUGAGUACGCAUGCCCUAUGGAGCAGUACAAGAUACACCACAUCCAGCAGCUUCAACUGCCGACAGUUGACCACUUUUCGCCUUCACUUGAGGCAUUAACAGCAGCUGUUGCAUUCAUUUAG
This is a messenger RNA of Peronospora matthiolae, 489 nucleotides long. The record is from the annotation of a GenBank genome assembly. Lineage: Eukaryota; Oomycota; Peronosporomycetes; Peronosporales; Peronosporaceae.